Messenger RNA from Trichomonas vaginalis G3, 396 nucleotides. Its product is annotated as saposin (B) domains-containing protein. NCBI's taxonomy places the organism in Eukaryota, Parabasalia, Trichomonadida, Trichomonadidae. Bases 1 to 396 code for a protein of 131 amino acids. The record is from RefSeq and is a predicted model, not a curated record. Gene Ontology annotation, biological process: lipid metabolic process. The transcript has a single exon.
AUGCUCGCAUUCUUAUUUGCUAGCGCUGUUUCCUUCAAGGGCGAGUGCCAAGUUUGCAAAUUCGCUGCUGAAAUCGCAAAGGAUCUCCUCUUAAAGGAGUACGAAAAGGCUGAAAUCCCACAGCUUAUCGAGAAGGAAUGCAAGAAGCUCCCAGCUGCUUUCCAGUCCAUCUGCACACAAUUAGCUAUGAUCCCAAUCGAAGAAAUCGUCAAACUUGCCGAGAAAACAACACCAACCGAGAUUUGCGAGAAGGUCAAACUUUGCCGCAAGGUUCGUGUUAACGCCCGCAACUCAUUACCACGUGCUGUCUACAGCGCUCCAGUCGCCAACGGAAGACCAGCUUUCUCAACAGAGACAAACCCACAAUGGCAAGUUUCCUGGGAAGAAGCUAUCUAA